Molecule: messenger RNA, 4590 nt
Organism: Bombus pyrosoma
Lineage: Eukaryota; Metazoa; Arthropoda; Insecta; Hymenoptera; Apidae
Product: meckelin
Exons: 13
Coding region: 1716-4259 (847 amino acids)
Biological process (GO): cilium assembly
Cellular component (GO): ciliary transition zone; MKS complex
Source: RefSeq, a predicted model, not a curated record
UAUAACAACAAUUUUUCCUCUUCUUCUUCUAAACUUUUUUUUUAUACAGUGAAAUUAUGUAUAUUAUUUUGAUUUUAUAGAUGUAUGUAUCGUUAUACUUAUAUACGCAUGUAUGAGUCAACAACCGAAAUAUUUAGGUUUGUUCAAAAGAAAAAGAAAUAUCAAUUAUAUUUUUUAUUUAUAUUGGUUAAACAUAUUAUUAUUCUAUAUAUAUAACUGAUAGUUUAUAGAAAGGUCUAGCGGAUCUCAUUCGUUUCAAAGACUCGUUCGCAUAUUUUAAACACUUAUCAAUGUUUGGUAGCCUUCUUUCUAAGUAGAUGUUACAACUAGUACUCUCGAUUGAUAUAUUUAGCUAAUGAGAUAUAUUUAACGAAUGAAAGCAGGUCACGUUAAAGUACAACAAACUGUUUGAUUGUGACAUCGAUUCCUAUUUAUUAUAACAGAAUGCUUUAUUUAUCGACAAUCUAAUUAAAUCAAUUAUGUCAAUUAUGUCAUGAUUUUGAUAUAAUUCCCAUAUGUAUUAUGAUAUAAUCAUAGAUGUAUGAAAAAGCAAAUUCAAUUUUUAAUAGCUCAUAGUACAUUCCCAAUUAUUCGCAAGCAACAUACAAACUUUAGAAAUAAAAAUAGCUACAAAAGACUAAAUAUGUAGUGUAAAUAUUAAAAGUGCAAUUACUGUGAAAACAUUUAAGAAACAGACGUAAGAAAAUGGAAGCAGGAAGCGGAGAAACAGAGACAGUAUUGGAGGAAAAAGUAGGAAAGAACUGGACGAGAGGAAUAAAAAGGAAAAUAAAGGAAAUAUGGGGUAGGAGUGUGAGGAGAGAAAACACGACAAAGAGAACAGGGAAGGAGAACAAACAAAAGAUAGAGAAAAAAUCACAUAAAGCAAAGUGCUCUAAUAGGAAAGCAGGAGACAGUGCAUACCAAAAAGAGAUAAACAGAUUCAGCUGUACUUCAGAUCCUAAAUCUGAAAAUUAUUAGGUUGUAACAUAAGUAAAUUCAGUUAAACUCAAUAUUUUUCUUUAUUUGACCGAACCUAUUUAUGUUACAACCCAAUAUAUUUAUAAAUAGAUACGAUAGAUACUAGGUCUUAAGUUUAUAUGUAUGAUAUAUUUAUACUACCGAGUAGAGAGAAGUACAUAUGAGGAUAUAAAAGCCAAAAUCCCCAAGGUCCGAAAAAGCAAAUAAGAUAUCAAUGAAUAAAUAUUAAAGGUACUUUUUGUAACCACUGUGGAAAACAACUUUUUAGCGAAUUGAGUAGAUUACGAUUACGAUGUAUAUGUAACAAAUUUAGUAAAAAAAUUGGUUUCAAGGAUGGUUAUCCCGUAUGCAUAUUUUGUGGCAUUAAUGCUACAGUAACUUCGGAUGGGAACGACUGCGUAUCAUGUAACACGGCGUGUAGAUGCGCCCCUAAUGAAAUACAAGGUAAUAAUUAAAGCAUUUGCAAUAGACAAAAGUAUUUAUGUAUUAGCAUUUAAACUAAACUACUUUAAAUUACAUAUUUGUAACAUAUUAUCUAUUCAUUAAAUUGCUGAUUCUUUAAUUAUUUAUAUUAUUGUUAGUUAUAUUUUAAUCAUUUUACAGUAGAUAGACACUUAAAUGGAACGUUAUUGGAUACUAUACAUUGUGUUCCAUGUAUCAAUAAUACUUAUCCAUUUUUUGAUGUAUCUAAAUGCUUGCCCUGCAAAAAUUUUGAAUAUGAUUAUUAUCAAACUGAUAUGUAUUUAACAAAGUACCAUUAUACACAGAUACAGAAUUAUUGUUUACAUAAAAGUACUUCUGUCGAUAAAGAGAAUACAAAACCUGCAUUUCAAGUGAAGUUUAACAGUCAAAACACAAAUAAUUAUUUUAGAAAUGAACUUCAAACUGCUGUAUAUUUUUGUAAGAAAAAAGAUAAAUUAGCGUGUGAAUAUUUAUCAAACAUAUGUGUUUUAAGUCUUUAUGCUAAUGAUAUUGCAUGCAAAUUCUUUAUGCAAAAACAAAAAUCACCUAUAUGGUUAUUUUAUAAUAAAGAUGAAGCUACAACUGUAUUAAAUAGCAAACAAAUUACACAAAAUUAUAGCUUGAUAAAAGGAGACAAGGAUAAUAUAUUAAAUUUUACAGUUAUAACAUUCUCUUUACAUGGCGAUUUUAAAUCAAUUGGUGCACCUAAUAUUCCAUGCAAUUUGUUGGAACAUGUUAAAUUUGGUAUUAAUUUUGAAAAAAAAUGCAAAUUUGCAAUUAAAAAUUUAUUGCACACAGAGGUAGAGUUUAUAUCUCCUUACUUAACAUUUAUAAGAGAUAACAAAAUUUUAAUGUAUGCAUUACCUGUAUUUGUUAAAAACAUUAAUCAGAAUCAUAAUAAAUUAUCAGAUUGGCAGUUAGUUCGAAAAUUUUUCUUUGUUGACAAUAUUAGUGGUUUUAAAACAUUAUAUAAUCUCACAAGUAACAAUGGUGAUGAACUAUCUGUAUUACGUUAUAUGAAAUCUUUAAAUGUAAUAAUUAAUAUUCAAAGUAAAAAGGAUAACAAUAAAAUAUUUCCUCCUUUAUUAAUUAUUGAAUAUGCUGAAUUAACAUAUGAACAGAUUGAUAAAAUUAUAGAAGUUACAUUAGAUUAUAAAAUAAGAUUUACUCUAAAAGAUGACAAUAUUGAUUCACAUUUCAUGAUAAUUAUUGGGAUUUUGUCAGGAUUAAGUUUCAUUUUAUCUGGAAUAAAAACAUGGAAAUACAGUAAACAACAUCACACUUCUUCUAUUAAUGUAUUUGUAUUUAUUUGGUUUUUUAUUUACGCUAUGUCUGCUAUAGGAAGCAUAAUUAUUUUAUGUUUGGUUAUUUUAUGCCUAUAUCUAUUUAUGUUUUAUAAAGGAAAAACAAUACCAUAUAUCCUCUUCUCUGAAGAUGUCAAUGAAAAGAUGAUAAAAACAUUUAGUACAGUAGCAUUUUUUUCUAAACUUAUAGAAAUAUUUGGAUUUAUUUGUCAAUAUUGGAAUAUUAAUAUAUUCUUUAUUGAUUGGGAACAACCAAAAACGAUAUACAAUCAAUGUAAUGAUCUUCCACAUGUGCCUAUAAAUGAAUUACAUAAUGAUAAACUCUCAAGGAAUAAAUUAAAACAUUUGCAAAUGUCAUCAGAAACAAUAACAGCUAAACGCAAGAAAAUCUUAUAUAAUUUAAAUAAGCAUAAUAACUUCAAAAAUUUUAACAAAUCUUUUCCAGUUAACAAGCACAAAACUAAUAUUUCAAUUACAAACUCGAUAUCAAAAAGUUCUGAUCAGAUGAUAAAUAAAAGUAGCAAUUUUAAUAAUUCAUCUAUUAGUAUAUGGAGAACAUACUUUAUUGCAAGUCAGUGGUUAAAUCUUCAAACUGAAAGAAAGAUAAACAUAAAGAUACAAUUGCUUGUGGUUUUAUGUAUUUUUCAGGUCAUACGACUGUAUCCAUGGAUUCUCGGGAUACCAGAAUUAAUCCCAACAUUUUCUGAAGAUUGUAAUUUUAUUUUAUAUUUUACAAUAUGUGUCUUAAUAUAUAUAUUAACCUAUUCCAUCCAGUGGUUAGUGUUCAUUGUAUUCUAUGAACAAUGUAUUGCAAACAAAAUGCAAGAAUUUAUAAAUGUAUGUUCAAUUGCAAACAUCAGUGUAUUUAUUUUACCAUUUAAUUAUUAUGGUUUUUAUAUUCAUGGAAGAUCAGUGCAUGGAUUUGCAGACACAGACUUAUGUACUUUAAUUAAUGAUUUACAAAUGGAAAAAAAUAAUUUAUGUGCACAUAGAGGUCUUGUGCCAGGAACAACUCAACAAACAUUUAUAUUGUACUUAACAAAAACUUUCAGAAUUACUUUUAACAAAAGUUUAGAGCUGAUGAAUAUCAAACCAAGUAAUUUUAUAAGGACUUAUUAUUCAAAUUGGGAAUAUAUUUUCAAUAAUCAAUUAAAAGUGAAAGAAUAUCUAUGUAAAUAUCUAGAUCACUGCAUAACAAAUGAAGACUAUGCCAUUAAAGAACAACAUUUUUUUGAGAAGUUAUUUAAUAUAGUAUUUUCCCACAACGAAGAGAAAUCAAUUUUCUAUAUUGAUAAUAAUUAUUCUUUCAGUCAAGUAUUAUUGUACGGAAAUGAGUGGUUAUUUGCAACAUUUGAAAUUUCAGUAUUUACUUUCAUUAUUGUGUUAUGUAACGAUUGUACAUUAGCUAUUAUAAUUGCAGUAUUAGUGUCAAUGCUGUUAGUUGUGAUAGUAAAAGAAAAUGGCAAAAAAAAUUUAAAUAAUCAUACAUUAUUAGAUAAAUUGUAUUUUAUGUAAAUGAUUUGUAUUAUUCAAAUAUUGUGACAUAUUUUGUAUUUGAUACGUUUAUAUUAACAUAUAUUACUUACUAUUAAUUUGUAUAGGCUAUUUAAAAAAUGUAUGUCAUAGGUUUACCGGAUGAUUUUACACCUUCCAUUUUAACCAUAGGUUUAAUGGAGAUCUGUUUAAAAAAAGUGCAUACUGCAAAAUGGACGUUGACCUCGAAACUUGACAUUGAAACUUUUAUUCACAAAUAAAUUUAUUCGCAAAUAUUUAAUUAUUCGUUAAAUUCAUAAUUAGGAGUUACUAUUUUCCUUUUAUUACUUGUAUAUUCAUUCACGAAUGAUGC